This is a messenger RNA of Lactuca sativa (garden lettuce), 2898 nucleotides long. Its product is annotated as BRASSINOSTEROID INSENSITIVE 1-associated receptor kinase 1. The record is from RefSeq and is a predicted model, not a curated record. Gene Ontology annotation, molecular function: protein kinase activity; ATP binding; receptor serine/threonine kinase binding. Gene Ontology annotation, biological process: protein phosphorylation. Lineage: Eukaryota; Viridiplantae; Streptophyta; Magnoliopsida; Asterales; Asteraceae.
UUAGGCAUACAGCCAUAAACUCCAAACUUGCUUGCGAUCGCUAGCAAACCUCGUUUCUAUUCGAACUCAAACUCAGUUCAACUGUAGUGUUUGAUAAAAAUGUAUCAGUUAAACCUUGUUUAGGGAGAACUUUAAGUAACCUGUUGUUGCUGGAUUUCACUAGCUGUAAGUAGAUAAUUUCUUAUGAACUCGAGUCUCACCUUCUUUAAUGUUAUUGUAAUUUAGGUUGGGGGUGUUCAGAUCAACCGAUAGUAGAAACCUCAGUCCCCAUAAAUGCGUAUUGAUAAAUCAUUGAAAUCUCUCUGUAGUUUUUUUAAGAAUGGCUAAGACAGACAUCCACUAUCCUACGCCUAAUUAUAUAUGCACCUUUUGUUUCCGGCAAGAUUAGAACAUGAUACUGCUAGGCUAUAAUUAAGCCCUUGGUUAGGUUAGUUAACACUUUUUCUUUGAAAUAUCUUGCUCACAUUAUUUUAUUUUAAAGUAUAUAUAGUAUAUGGAAUUUAUGUCUUCUCUUGGAGUCAAAUUGUCAAUGCUCCCUUUUCCCAGAAAAUGCAUGGAGUAAAUGUUCUUACCCCUUUUGCUACUAUGUACCUCCCUUUGUCCUUGCAACCAGUUGUCUUUUUAAUUAGGAGAUAAAAUAUACAGACAUCUCCCCCAAACUACUCCUUUCAAUUUAGUAUCUCUAAUAGAGAAAAAUCAACAACAAUCACCAUUUUGAAGACUCUCUUGAAGUGAAGUUAAUGAUUUUAGUUUGUUUAUUUGCAUAUGUGGAUGUUUUUAAUAGGUAUUAGUUGUUAAGUUGUGUUCAAAAGCUAGCAUGCUGGUUACUUCAGUUUCUAUAUAUUUUUUAUUUCUUUGUCUUGUUGAGUAGUUCAUGAGGAAUCUACCCUUUUAGCUUGAAAUAAAUGGAUCACCGGACCUUCCCUCUGAUCCUACAUUGGUUUAUUUUGGGGUUCUUUAAUCUGUUAAGGGUUUAUGGGAAUGCUGAAGUUGAUGCAUUGAAUGCCCUAAAGACACAAUUACAGGAUCCUAAUAAUGUUUUGCAAAGUUGGAAUAUAACCCAAGUCAAUCCAUGCCGGUGGUCUCAUAUUACUUGUAACAAUGAGAAUCGCGUUGCUCGGAUUGAUCUUGGAAGCACAGGCUUGUCUGGUCAACUGGUUCCACAGCUUGGUCAACUUCCGAACUUACAACACUUGGAGCUUUAUGAUAAUAACAUCACUGGAAGUAUUCCUUAUCAGAUUGGGAACUUAACGUAUUUGUUGAGCUUGGAUCUUUACAUGAACCAGUUAGAUGGUGACAUUCCAGACACAUUGGGCAACCUUAAGAAACUUCAUUGUCUUCGUCUCAGUAACAACAGACUGACAGGAACUAUUCCAAAUUCGUUAACUUAUAUAGAUAAACUAGAAAUUCUUGAUCUCUCAAACAACUUCUUGACAGGAGCUGUCCCUUCCAAUGGCUCCUUUUCACGGUUCACAGAUAUCAGCUUUUUCAAUAAUACGAACUUGACACAUGAGGUUUUUCCACAAUUUUCACCUCUACCUAAUCGGCAAUCUCCUUGGGGUGGCAACAUCGACACCAGAGCUAUUGCCGAAGGAGCUGCUGUUGGUGUUUUUCUUCUUUUUAUAGGUCGAGCAAUUGCAUUUGCUUGGUGGUGGCACAGGAAACGGCAAGAUCAUUUCACUGACGUACCAGCUGAAGAGGACCCUAAAUUUCAUCUGGGACAACUAAAAAGGUUUUCUUUGCGUGAACUACAAGUUGCAACCGAUAGUUUUAGUAAGAAAAACAUUAUUGGAAGAGGUGCAUUUGGUAAAGUUUAUAAAGGAAGGUUAGUUGAUGGUACUCUGGUGGCUGUAAAAAGACUCAUAGAUCGUGUACAAAGUAGCGAAUUACAGUUUCAAAAGGAGGUUGAGUUGAUAAGCAUGGCUGUGCAUCGGAAUCUACUUCGGCUGCAAGGGUUUUGCUCGACACCAACUGAGAGGUUGCUUGUUUAUCCCUACAUGGCAAAUGGUAGUGUUGCAUCAUGUCUACAAGAUACACAAAUUGCACUUGAUUGGCAAACAAGGAAACGAAUUGCGCUGGGAUCGGCAAGGGGGCUUGCUUAUUUGCAUGAUGAUUGUAACCCUAAGAUCAUCCAUCGUGAUGUGAAAGCUGCAAAUAUAUUGGUGGAUGAGGAGUUUGAACCAGUUGUGGGAGACUUUGGGUUGGCUAAACUCAUGGAAAGCAACGAUACUCAUGUAACAACAGGCGUUCGUGGUACGAUUGGACACAUAGCACCUGAAUAUCUAGCCAGUGGGAGAGCUUCAGAAAGAACCGAUGUUUAUGGUUAUGGUGUGAUGCUUUUGGAACUCAUCACUGGGCAGCGGGCCUUUGAUCUUGCUCGCCUUGCCCAUUAUAACGAGGAGGUCAUGUUGCUUGAUUGGGUGAAAGGACUUCCUGGAGAUAUGAGGUUGGAUAUAGUUGUGGACAAGUAUUUAAUAGGUAAUUAUCUAAGAGACGAAGUGGAAGAGCUGAUACACAUAGCUCUAUCAUGCACACAAGUCAACCCAACGGAACGACCCAAGAUGUCACAAGUGGUGAAAAUGCUCGAAUGUAACGGUUUAGUGGAAAGGUGGGAUGAAUGGCAGAAAGAAGAGAUUUCAAGGCAUGAUUUUAGUCACAUACAGAUUCAUUUUAAACCGGAUUCAACUUAUAACGCUAGCAACGAUCACUUGUCUGGCCCUAGAUGAUCAAAGGGUCUUCCUAUCUGAUUUUUUAUAGGAAGAACAACUCCAACAUAUUGAUGUUUUUUCCAUUACGUCUAACCUUUUUACAGACUAUACCUUCUUUUUUUUUGAGAGACGAAAUCACAGACCUCCUAAAUCUACUCCAUGGGUUUUUAAUAUUUAUCCUUUAUUUAUA